UUGGCAGCCGUUUUGGCUCCCAGGUCGUCCGACCGCUCGUGCAUGCUGCAGACGCCCCCGCGAUGCUCGGCGAGGGCGCCCCGCCGCGCCUCCCUGGCGCGCACGCCCGUAGGGGGCUGCCGCCGCGGAUCCCGGCGGCGCCAGCGCUGGCUCAUUCCGCCGCCCGCGUCGAGGACAACCUCAGCCAGCAGUCGACCGUGGACUCCGAGCACUCCGCGGCGUCCAGCUCUGGAUCCCCGAGCUCCGCGCGGCGCGCCGCUGCGGGCGCUGUGGCGCCUGGCCACGCACCCGGCGCGUGCUGCCGAGGGGAGGCUCCUGGUUGCGGCGUCGCUAGCGGCGGCGCCCUGGGCGAGACCCACGACCGCCCCCUGGAGGACGGCGAGCGGCCGGGCGCGGGCGACCCCCGCGGCUUGUGCCCCCGCCUCUCGGAGCGCGUGCUCGCACUCCACGACCUGGCCCCCACGGCGCAGGCGCUGCGCGGGCCAGACCCCCUGCGGGCCCCUCCAGGCGCGGCGCGCGCGGCAGCCUCGGUGAGCCUCACGUGCGCCUCGCGGCGCCCUCGGGGGAUGUCCUUGCUUCUCUAGGCCUCGUCCUCCUCCGCCCUCGUGGGCCCUCAUGGGGGCUGUUUGGGCCCUCUUGGGGCCAUCUUGGGCCAUCGUGGGGCUGUCCUGGCCCGUACCGAAAACAUGCUGAGCCGGUGGGGACUACGGCGACGACAAUGACGACGACGAAGUGGUGGGGUGGCCGCACUUUUUUAGCCACACCCCCUGCCCUGCCGACACCAGAGCCCGCGGCUUUGUGCGAGGCGCGCGCUCCAACAGGGGCGCGCAUGGGAGUGACUUUGUCGCCGCGAGGUCCGCGAAGGAGGAGCCUCAUGACUGCGAGCCCUGCUGCGAUCGCCGAGGACUCCUCCUCAUCCUCCUCCCCCUCCUCCUCCAGCUCCGCCUCCUCCUCCUCCUUCUCCUCCUCCUCGUCCUCCCUCUUUCUCCCUCCUCCUCCCCCUCCGAAGCGUAAGACUUGAGUGCGCCACAGCUGGCGUUUGCCGACGCUUUUUCUGGCGGGCUCGGCGCCCGUUUUGACGGUCCAGUUGUUGUUGGACGUUUGCAAUGGGAGGUCGCAUUUCAAUUUCAGACUGGUCUCCCCUAUGGCGCGCAGAGCGCGCGAGGGGCGGCGCUUGAAGAGCCGCCAGUGGCCCCCCCCGUGCUGGUUCGAGGAAUCCGCCCAUCCCGUAGAGUUUUGCCUACAACGUCCUGACCGCAAACGUAAACUAUCGGAGGUCCGCGCGGAUUUCUUGGAUCUGAACUGGAUCCCACCCCCGGCGCGGUGUUGGAGACAUCGCGCGGUGUUGGGGCCGCCGCCAAGGGGGUUCUGCCCCGACCUCGCUCCCCUUCCAGCGCCCACCUGCGAGAACCCUCGUUGCCUCUCUCUCUCUCUCUCCUCCCCCCGAGGGUCCCUCUACCCUCUCCGUGCCCGAGAUCCGGCCUGCCCGGCGUACGAGGCGAAAAAGGACCGAGUCUCGGCGCACACUUUGCGCUGCGGCUGAAUGCCCCCCGCGCGAGCUGGACCCGUCGUGUGGAUUACGACGGCGAGGGAACUGAACUACACCGGAGAAAUCCCC
Molecule: messenger RNA, 1618 nt
Organism: Prorocentrum cordatum
Lineage: Eukaryota; Dinophyceae; Prorocentrales; Prorocentraceae
Source: the annotation of a GenBank genome assembly